This is a messenger RNA of Dothidotthia symphoricarpi CBS 119687, 1950 nucleotides long. RefSeq names its product phosphate transporter HvPT2. The transcript is spliced from 4 exons. Lineage: Eukaryota; Fungi; Ascomycota; Dothideomycetes; Pleosporales; Dothidotthiaceae. Gene Ontology annotation, cellular component: membrane. Gene Ontology annotation, molecular function: transmembrane transporter activity. The record is from RefSeq and is a predicted model, not a curated record. Gene Ontology annotation, biological process: transmembrane transport. The coding region runs from base 1 to 1950 and encodes 649 amino acids.
AUGGCGAACGACCAGAUCGCUAUGCAGGAGCCCGAUGUCAGGCGUGACAUGAGCCAGAACGAGGAGAAUGUAUUCCACGCCCUCCUUCACCCGGACGAUCUCUACGAUGCACAGGGGACAUACUGGGCCGACAUGCCCUUCGUCCAGCGAUGCAAGUUUGUGGCUGCUGUUGACGCGGCAGAAGCGAAAGAGGAGGCCAGCUUCUUUUGGCAGAUGUUCAAGAAGAACCCGCUGAGUCCCAUCAGCCAUUACUUCAAGAAUUGUGUGAUUCCCGGCGCUGGUCUCGGUCUGGAAGGAUAUGUGUUGUUCUCAAUCGGCAACGUCAGACCGCUUCUCCAGGCUUCCUUUGGGUCAUGCUGGAAGACAUUUCACAUCUGCAACCAAACCUGGACAGAGGCCAUUGACUACCUAGAGAUUUGCGGUAUCAUUGUCGGUCAAAUCCUUGUAGGCAUUAUCGGUGACUGGCUGGGCCGUCGUCAUGGUCUUAUUCAAGAUGCUAUCAUCAUGUUCGUCGGGCUUUUGAUGCUCACUGCCGCUUGGGGUGUCACCCAAAACGGCUGGGUCAUCUGCUAUGUCUGGGCUCUCUUCUUCUACGGCAUAGGAGUUGGAGGCGAAUAUCCCAUGACUGCGACAGCUGGUAUGGAGAAUGCCGUCGGUUCUGGAAAGGUAUCGACCAAGGAUGACCGACUUCACCGAGGCCGAAAAGUGACGAGUGCCUUUUUGAUGCAAGGUUGGGGCCAGUUCUUCAACCAGGUCAUUCUCAUCGUCCUGCUUCUGAUCUUCAACUCUGGAUCGGCGCCGCCCUACUCGAAGAAGACUACUCAGUACACCUACCGCCUGUCGUUCGCAAUCCCAGCUAUCGGUACUGCGUGGCUCGUCUACUACCGUUUCUUCAAGAUGAAGUCAGCGUCAAAGCAGCUCAUGCUGUCGAAGAAGAAGGCCAAUGUCACGGGAUACGAUAUGGAUUCCCUUAAGCUCACCUUCACUUACUUUGGACCACGUAUCAUCGCUACUGCUGGUGCAUGGUUCGCGAACGAUGUCUUCUUCUACGGCAACAAGCUCUUCCAGGCUGAAUUCAUCAAGGUCAUUACGCCAGGUAGCACCUCAGUCAUGACUGGAUGGUUGUACAACCUGAUCAACGUCGGUGUAUCUCUUUGCGGCUACUAUCUUGCCUCGCUUCUCAUCGACAACAAGCUUUAUGGCCGUAAGUGGAUGAUGAUUGUCGGCUUCAUGGCCGAUUUCAUUCUCUUCAUCAUCCCAGCUUUCAAUUACGAGUACUUCACGAGGCCCGAGAACAUCCACGCUUUCCAGGCCAUGUACUUCCUGUCGUCAUUCUUUAACCAGUUCGGACCCAACAGUGUUACCUUCUUGGUCGCUGCCGAGGUCUUUCCCACGCCUGUCCGAGCCACGGCUCACGGAUUCUCUGCUGCCGCAGGUAAAGCCGGUGCCCUUCUCGCCUCGGUUCUUUACAACUACAUCGACACCCAGACUAAGUUCUACUUCGUCCCAUGGUUCGGCCUCAUGGGUGCUCUUCUGACCUGGUUGUUCCUCCCGGAUACGACUGGUCUCGACUUGAAGGAGCAGGAACGUCGCUGGGCAUUUAUCCGCGCUGGCAAGGAGCACGACUACCACGGUAUCGCGAUCCACUGGAAGCAUCUGUCAUGGUGGGAGCGCAUGCGUGGACAGCACAAGUUCUACGACGCCAAGCUCGACUACCAGAUGAAGAUUGAUGAGCUACGCGCAGACUGGGUCGAGCGCCAGCAACACAAGUUCUCUGAGAAGAACGGCUGGGAGGAUAUCGAAGCUGAUGAGGAGGUCGGUGCCGAUGUUCACAAGUACUUUGUGGAGACUACGCCCAGGCCAGGAUCAGCGGGGAGAGUGAACCAGCAGUACAACGAGAAGAGCGAGACGGAUAGCAGCCGUAGCGCUGAUGUCGCGAAGACGCACUGA